This is a messenger RNA of Nomascus leucogenys (northern white-cheeked gibbon), 1056 nucleotides long. Its product is annotated as olfactory receptor family 51 subfamily I member 2. Gene Ontology annotation, biological process: G protein-coupled receptor signaling pathway. The record is from RefSeq and is a predicted model, not a curated record. Gene Ontology annotation, cellular component: membrane. Lineage: Eukaryota; Metazoa; Chordata; Mammalia; Primates; Hylobatidae. Gene Ontology annotation, molecular function: G protein-coupled receptor activity; olfactory receptor activity.
CAGCAAGUGCAACUGUUAGAAUUCUCCAAGUCAGAAGAUCUGACUCUGAAAAGUACCCUAAGUUUGUUUUGCUAUGGGGUUGUUCAAUGUCACUCACCCUGCAUUCUUCCUCCUGACUGGUAUCCCUGGUCUGGAGAGCUCUCACUCCUGGCUGGCAGGGCCCCUCUGUGUGAUGUACGCUGUGGCCCUUGGGGGAAAUACAGUGAUCCUGCAGGCUGUGCGAGUGGAGCCCAGCCUCCAUGAGCCCAUGUACUACUUCCUGUCCAUGUUGUCUUUCAGUGAUGUGGCCAUAUCCAUGGCCACACUGCCCACUGUACUCCGAACCUUCUGCCUCAAUGCCCGCAACAUCGCUUUUGAUGCCUGUCUAAUUCAGAUGUUUCUUAUUCACUUCUUCUCCAUGAUGGAAUCAGGUAUUCUGCUGGCCAUGAGUUUUGACCGCUAUGUGGCCAUUUGUGACCCCUUGCGCUAUGCAACUGUGCUCACCACUGAAGUCAUUGCUGCAAUGGGUUUAGGUGCAGCUGCUCGAAGCUUCAUCACCCUUUUCCCUCUUCCCUUUCUUAUUAAGAGGCUGCCUAUCUGCAGAUCCAAUGUUCUUUCUCACUCCUACUGCCUGCACCCAGAUAUGAUGAGGCUUGCCUGUGCUGACAUCACUAUCAACAGCAUCUAUGGAUUCUUUGUUCUUGUAUCUACCUUUGGCAUGGACCUGUUUUUUAUCUUCCUCUCCUAUGUGCUCAUUCUGCAUUCUGUCAUGGCCAUUGCUUCCCGUGAGGAACGCCUCAAAGCUCUCAACACAUGUGUGUCACAUAUCCUGGCUGUACUUGCAUUUUAUGUGCCAAUGAUUGGGGUCUCCACAGUGCACCGCUUUGGGAAGCAUGUCCCAUGCUACAUACAUGUCCUCAUGUCAAAUGUGUACCUAUUUGUGCCUCCUGUGCUCAACCCUCUCAUUUAUGGCGCCAAGACAAAGGAAAUCCACCGAGCCAUUUUCCGCAUGUUUCACCACAUCAAAAUAUGACUUUCACACUUGGCUUUAGAAUCUGUUAUUUUGGCCAUAGGCUC